AUGCCAAUGGUUUCCAAAGGCACCCUAGAAAUAUGGCAAAAUUCUGAAAAACAUGCAGAUCAAUCAAUUUCACAUAGAAAAAUCAUAAGAAGGUGGAAUCAGCUGUCAAGGUUGCAAAGGUCUCUAGUGUAUGCUGUGGUAAUUGUAGUUUUGACAUUAAUUGUACUCUUUUGUACUUCAAGGACAUCACUCUCAGACGAAAAUAAGCCAAAAGAAAAUAUAGAACAUGAUAUAGUUAAGAAUUCAUCUCUAGUCAGUGAACAGGUGGUUAUUCCGGAACAGGUCAAGAAAGUGGUAUAUGAGAGCGAGACAAAUGAAAGGCCCAUUUUCACUGGUCCAGGCAACGCACGACAGUUCGCAGUGGUACAGUCAUUCAAACACGCAUGGAAAGGUUAUAAGGAACAUGCAUGGGGUCAUGAUAACCUGAAACCAGUGUCUGGAAUGCCAUACGAUUGGUUCUCCCUAGGACUUACCAUUGUCGAUAGUUUGGACACGGCAUACAUUAUGGGGCUGCUCGAAGAGUUCGAAGAAGGGAGAGAGUGGAUAAAGAAUGAACUAAUUUUCUCUAAGAAUAAAGAUGUGAAUUUCUUCGAGGUCACCAUAAGAGUCCUUGGAGCUUUGCUAACAAACUAUCAUUUCACACAAGACCCUAUGUUUUUGGAUAAAGCGAAAGAUCUCGGGGAACGUUUAAUGGCUGCGUUCUCAUCGCCCUCGGGUAUACCCUACUCGGAUGUGAACCUGGGUACUCGGACCGCGCACGCGCCGGAGUGGUCCCACUACAGCACAACCGCAGAGGUGACGACUGUUCAGCUCGAGUUCAGGGAACUGUCUCGUGCAAGCAACAACCCGGUGUUUGAGGACGCGGCAGCAUCAGUGUCAGAGAAGAUACACCAAUUGCCGAAGAAACAUGGUCUUGUACCGAUAUUCAUAAAUCCCAAUACCGGACACUUCUUACCCCACGCAACUAUAACUCUAGGCGCUAGAGGCGACAGCUAUUAUGAAUAUCUUCUCAAACAAUGGUUGCAGACCGGCAAAACUAUUAAUUAUUUAGUGGACGACUAUAUGACAGCUAUUGAAGGAGUGAGGGAGUACUUGGCGAAACAUUCCUCUCCCAAUAAUCGGUUAUUCAUUGGCGAAUUAGCAUCAGGUUCGGAGUCGUUUAAUCCCAAAAUGGACCAUCUGACAUGUUUCUUGCCGGGUACGUUAGCUUUGGGCCAUGCUAAUGGUUUGCCGGACUGGCACAUGUCUAUGGCAGAGGAACUUCUAUACACUUGUUAUUUGACUUAUGCCGCACACCCAACUUUCUUAGCGCCUGAAAUCACACAUUUUAAUAUGGCCAGCGCAACCGAUGAUAUGUACACUAAAUCAGCGGACGCCCACAGCUUACUGCGACCGGAGUUUGUAGAGAGUCUGUGGUACAUGUACCAGAUAACUGGCAACGCGACCUACCAGGAUUGGGGAUGGCAGAUCUUUCAGGGAUUCGAGAAAUAUGCCAAAGUGCCUAACGGCUACACAUCACUUGCCAACGUCAAAACUGAGAAGCCAAUUACAAGAGACAUGAUGGAAUCCUUCUUCCUAUCGGAGACACUUAAGUAUCUAUACUUAUUAUUCAGCGAUGAUCGAUUCGUUAUAGAUCUAAGCAAAUAUGUCAUAAACUCCGAAGCACAUCCAUUGCCAAUACACAAGAAU
Molecule: messenger RNA, 1689 nt
Organism: Brenthis ino (lesser marbled fritillary)
Lineage: Eukaryota; Metazoa; Arthropoda; Insecta; Lepidoptera; Nymphalidae
Source: the annotation of a GenBank genome assembly